UAGGGAGGUAUGUCAUCUACCCUUAAGGAACGUGCUACAGUAUCGCUGGAUCGAUGCCUGGGAUAACAGAGUCUUGCCGAUUCGAGCUACAUCACCGAAGAACUGGACUCUCAGCCAUCUUGUCAUGACAUCCCAGAAACCUACUCAUUCACCAACUACAGUGCUCUUGAAUGUCUGUGGCACCGGAAUCCUUCCCCAAUAGGGUUGGUAUCUUAAAGUUGAAUGCAGAGGCACGAUCCUCUAAUGCCGAUUCUGACAUAACCCACCUGACAUUACAAACCCCGAGGAGGCGGAGAGUUCCUUUAACCCGACACUGUCCCCUAGGUGCCAUGUGGAAGCGAUCCCUUCAUGUGCGCGACGUUGCGGUAGCCACACUGCCACGUAUAUCGGCCAAUGCCGAUUCCGACGCAAAGUACGGCUUGCGACCACCUUUUGGUGCUGGUUUCUGGUUUCUGGACAGCUGGGAGUCGUCUAGUCCAUCCUCUGUCAUACGGAUCCUUACCUCUUGUUGCUGUCAUAGUGCAUGUGGAGUGCCGGUACUCACUAGAGUUUCGCGAGUGUAUACACCUUAUAUCAUCACCACACUGUCGCAUCCUUCUCUGGCCCACAGCAUUCAAGCAUUCUCGUAUUUGUAUACAGUGCACCCCCGACGCGACGUUGGUUGCUUUGUACGUUCGCAGCUAAGCCGCCUGCAACGUACUCUAGUAGACCUAGAACACGACUUACUGCUUGAAUGCAUUCAUUCCAUCCUACUGGCCAAUGCCUGCCAGGCUCGAGGCUCUUUGAGCGUUUGACUUCUGCGUGCUGGCCAUCUCGUUAUUUCUUCCUGAUUCUUACUUCAUCUGCCAGAUCUACAGAAGAAAUUCUCAUCACGUACUAUUUCAGUCCUGCUCGCUACUCUUGGGUAGCAUCAGGACUCCUCACCAGCCGCGGUCGGGAACCUCAGUGCAAUUGAAUGUGGAGGCAUGACCUCGGAGGUCUCGUUCUUCGACACUGUUUUGACGCAAAUCAUGGCUUGCGGCUCUGAUUUUUUGUAGGCUCCCGGGUGUCGUCUCACUCCGCCACACAAAUAUUUAUCCGCUAUCGGAUCCCAUCCCUACAGCGU
This is a messenger RNA of Cantharellus anzutake, 1105 nucleotides long. RefSeq lists its product as uncharacterized. The coding region runs from base 171 to 794 and encodes 207 amino acids. NCBI's taxonomy places the organism in Eukaryota, Fungi, Basidiomycota, Agaricomycetes, Cantharellales, Hydnaceae. The transcript has a single exon. The record is from RefSeq and is a predicted model, not a curated record.